This is a messenger RNA of Rhododendron vialii, 889 nucleotides long. Its product is annotated as bifunctional riboflavin kinase/FMN phosphatase-like. Gene Ontology annotation, molecular function: riboflavin kinase activity. The record is from RefSeq and is a predicted model, not a curated record. The transcript is spliced from 7 exons. Bases 133 to 762 code for a protein of 209 amino acids. NCBI's taxonomy places the organism in Eukaryota, Viridiplantae, Streptophyta, Magnoliopsida, Ericales, Ericaceae. Gene Ontology annotation, biological process: riboflavin biosynthetic process; FMN biosynthetic process.
GCGUCGCCACCGGCCUACAAAUUUGUAGAUCUCCCUUCUCCCUUGGAAGAACAAGAAGAAGAAGAAGAGGCAUUUCCAGUCAGCUAUCAAUGGCCUCUGAUUUACCCCCUUUGCGGCUCAGCCCAAGGUGUGAUGGCUGGUAAGGCUGCUGUAAUUGAAGCUGUUGCUGUUCCAUCCCAUCGAAAAGAUUCCCAUCUUGACGAUGCGCCAAAUGAAGUGAUCAACUCUCAUAUUGAUUUGCUGCCAGAAAAUUGUGACCUCCCAGCAUUUGAAGAUUGGGUAAAGGGUACUUUACCAAUAAAACCUUGGUAUAUUGAAGGUCCUGUUAUUAAAGGAUUUGGUCGCGGCUCUAAGAUGCUUGGCAUCCCUACAGCUAAUUUAUCAACCGAAGGCUAUUCAGCUGUCCUUUCGGAACAACGUUCAGGGGUAUAUUUUGGUUGGGCUGGAUUAUCCACACGAGGCAUUUACAAGAUGGUCAUGAGUGUUGGUUGGAAUCCCUACUUCAACAAUGCUGAGAAGACCAUAGAACCAUGGUUGCUUCAUGAAUUUGGUGAUGAUUUCUACGGCGAGGAUUUGCGCCUUGCUGUUGUUGGGUAUAUACGGCCUGAGGCCAAUUUCCCAUCGCUAGAGAGAUUGAUAGAGAAGAUUCAUGAAGACAGGCGAAUAGCGGAGACGGCCCUUGAAUUCCCCAUGUACUCAAAAUAUAGGGAAGACCCAUAUCUGAAAAGCAGCUCUUUGCCUGGGGAUAUCGGAUGUCUAUAGCUUCUGCAAUAUACUGGAUUUUGGAUCUCACUGUCACUGGGUAUGUAAAAUUCAAUCACUUGAACGAUAAGUACACACCUGUUUCCCCUAGUGAUUCAUAUUUGAUGCUCUUUUGCAUCAAAGUUCA